Salvelinus fontinalis (brook trout) is the source of this 5985-nucleotide messenger RNA. Its product is annotated as suppression of tumorigenicity 18 protein-like. Lineage: Eukaryota; Metazoa; Chordata; Actinopteri; Salmoniformes; Salmonidae. Bases 89 to 3760 code for a protein of 1223 amino acids. Gene Ontology annotation, cellular component: nucleus. The record is from RefSeq and is a predicted model, not a curated record. Gene Ontology annotation, molecular function: RNA polymerase II cis-regulatory region sequence-specific DNA binding; zinc ion binding; DNA-binding transcription factor activity, RNA polymerase II-specific. Gene Ontology annotation, biological process: regulation of transcription by RNA polymerase II. The transcript has 23 exons.
AGUGGCUGGUGGCUGGCCACGGCUCAGGACAUGGCCUCGUUUGUUCACGGUCCCCCAUCUCUGAAAAGAGUUAUGCUGUCUGCUUUGAAUGGACAGCGUUUUUCUUUGUGUGCUGGAUCAAAACAGAGGGGCAAAGUUAGUCAGCAAGUUGCAUAGCUAUCUGCAUUCUAAUUCUUCAAGCCUCUUUUGUAUGAAGUUUGGACAUAAAUUUCACACUGUGUUUGACGUGACUUGGAUGCUGGAGAAAACAAUGAAAGGAGCGGACAAAGCGAUUGUGGCAAAGUCCUUUGGAAAAUGGAAAAGCAGCUCUCAAAGGUCCAGGACCAUGGAGAAGCCGGAUGAGCCGUCUGAAGAAAGCAAGGAGGAGAACCUUUCCAGCUGCACCUGUGAGUCCCCACGAAAAGAGAAUGAAUUUCUCACUCACAUCCUGAAACAAGUCAACAAUUGUGCACACAUCAACCAAGGUGGACUGUGUGGACCUUGCAGCACGUCAUAUAUAUUGCCCAGAAAACUGCAAACAAAGAUGGAUUCAGAAGGAGAGGAUAACACACUUCAAACAUGCAACGGUGGCAAAGUUCCAGUUGAAUGCACCACCCAGGCUCCCGGCCCAUAUGGGUCUAUGGCUGCUAGGAAAAGACUCGCCCAGGAAGGGGUGCAGGGCGCCCCCGUCAACAAGAGAAAGUCUCUCCUGAUGAGGCCCCGCCACUACAGCCCCAGCGAGGCGUGCUGCGAGGAGGAGAACGAAGACCUGGCACAGGCACAGGACAAAGAAGAGCUGAGGAACAUUGACACUCCAGCAGAUGGUUGCCAAGGUACGCUUAAUGAAGUGCCCAACAUAAAUGGCUGCCAGGACUCAAUAACAAAACCCCAUGAUUCCUUUGGAUGGUCUGAAGUGGUGACUGAUGACUCUCUCCAUGAGGAGGUUGCUGCCUCGGAAACUCUGGAAGAUGAAGAGGUGGAGGAACGAAACCAAGAAGAAGAGGAAGAAGAAGACCAAAGUCAGGACAGGAUGAGUAUGACUUGCAGUUCCUCGCCACGUAAAAGCCCAUACCGGGACAGCCGGAAAGCCGAGUGGGAGUCUCUGUCCCUGUCUCAUUCUGCUAGGGUGAAUGGCACCAACGGCUGCAUCAACAGCCCCUCUAAAGCCACCACCAGAGAAGGACACCCAUUGGGCAGGAACGGCCACCAACACAUGAGAGACAAAAAUCCUGACUCGGACCUGAGGGCGUACAACAUGGGCAGAGUAGGUCCCUUCCAGGCAGGGGCCCUGCGGCUCUACCCCAGUGAGGAGGACAGUGAGGGGGAGCCAGAGGUGGAGAGGCCUCCCCAGCUGGAGGCCUGGGCGCUGGGCCUGCAAGAGAUGGAGAGACCGCUGGGCCUGGAGAUGGACCGAGACAGAGGAGACAGAGACAGGGACAGAGGGAGGGUGAACCUGAGCCUUCUGGAGCAGGCCAUGGUCCUGCAGUCAGAGCAGAGGCAUGUCAUCCACAAUGCCUACAGGGAGAUGGACAGGUUCCUACUGGAGCAGAUGACCAAUGAGAGGAGGCACCAAAGGCUACUGGAUGUAAACUCCAGGGUGAGCUAUCAUGGAUGCAAAGACUCUCCACGGCCAGACAAGAAGGAUAUUAGGUGUCCCACCCCUGGGUGUGACGGAACUGGCCAUGUCACUGGUUUGUACCCCCACCACCGGAGUCUGUCUGGCUGUCCCCACAAAGUCAGAGUUCCUCCAGAGAUCCUGGCCAUGCAUGAAAACGUCCUCAAGUGUCCUACUCCCGGGUGCACAGGAAGAGGCCAUGUAAACAGCAAUCGUAGCACCCACCGGAGUCUUUCAGGCUGCCCCAUUGCUGCUGCAGUGAAAGUCUCCAAACCUCAAGAGGAGAGCCCCAAAUGCAGACAAGCACCAGAACGAUUGUCCAGUAGCCACUUUCCUCAUCAAAUCCAACAACAACACCUCGUCUUCUUGGAUUCUUCUCCAACCAGACCUCUCGGCCCCCUCAUGAAGAAGUUGGAGUUCAACCAGUACAGCUACAGGUUCGCCCAUCACCAUCCUGUCACCGCCGCCUUGCAAGCCAACCUCACCAAGGACAUGGACAAGUACAGCAAGAUCCGCUUUGAUUACGCCAGCUUUGAUGCACAGGUCUUCGGCAAACAACCUCUGAUGGCACCCAACCAGGACCAAAAAAUCUCUCCUUCACACUUCCCUGACUCAGCUCUACAGUACACCGACUUCCUGGGUGCCCCUGGCAACCUCCUUCCCACGCCUGACCCCGGACGGCACAGCCCACCCACCCAUUACAAACCGGGAUGUGAGGGGCUCCAAGACACCGCAGCCACCACCGCCAUCCUCAACCUCUCAACCCGCUACCGAAGCAACAUGGAGGCCAUCUCCAUCUCUGGCCGGCCCCUGGCAUCCUCCACAAAGGACAUGCCCAUAGAAGUGGAUGAGAACGGCACCCUGGACCUGAGUAUGAAGAAAAGUCGGGAGGUAAAUUCCCCACCCAAGGUGCCUUUGGGAGACGUUGCCCUGUCCCCUCCUGAGUCCACUCUCAAGCAGGCCGGCAGUGUGCACAUCAGCCCUGCCUUCUACCAUUCCCUGUGUGAGAGAGACGCCUGGGACACACCUCUCAACUUCAGCAAAGCACAACAAAUGAUGCACGACAGAGAGCAGGAGGAUUUUGACGACGCUUCUCUGGAGAACCAGAGCUACUCCGGAGACGCGAGCAUGUUAAGCCCCAAGACCAAGAUGCUCUUAAGAGAUGCUAAGAAAGAGCUGAUGAGCUGUCCUACCCCCGGCUGUGACGGCAGUGGCCAUGUAACAGGAAAUUAUGCGUCACAUCGAAGUGUAUCUGGGUGUCCCCUGGCUGACAAGACUCUCAAAUCACUGAUGGCAGCCAACUCUCAGGAACUAAAGUGCCCAACACUUGGAUGUGAUGGAUCUGGACACGUGACCGGGAAUUACGCUUCACACAGAAGUUUGUCAGGAUGUCCACGUGCCAGAAAGGGAGGCUUGAGGCUUACACCAAACAAAGAUGAAAAAGACGACCAAGAAAUGAAGUGUCCAGUGAUAGGUUGUGAUGGGCAGGGCCACACAUCGGGCAAGUACACAUCUCACCGCAGUGCAGGAAGCUGCCCCCUCACUGCUAAGAGGCAGAACGAGUCAUCCAUCAAUGGCCUCCCCUUCCCCUGGAAUAAGGCCUGCAAACAGGAACUGCCCCACUGUCCCUUGCCCGGCUGCAAUGGCCUUGGACACGCCAAUAACGUGUUUGUCACCCAUAGAAGUUUGUCUGGAUGCCCACUUAAUGCUCAAAGUAUCAAGAAGAAGAUGUCAGGAGAGGAGAUGGUGACUAUUAAACUGAAAGCCAGCAGUGGAGUCGACAACGACGAUGACAUGCAACACUUGGAUCAUGAAAUCAAGGAACUGAAUGAAUCCAACCUGAAAAUAGAAGCUGACAUGAUGCAACUGCAGACCCAGCAGAUUUCGUCAAUGGAAUGUAACCUGAAGACAAUUGAGGAGGAGAACAAGAUGAUUGAACAGCACAACGACAGCCUUCUGAAGGAGUUAGCUCGCCUCAGCCAGGCUCUCAUCAACAGUCUCACAGACAUCCAACUGCCUCAAAUGGGGCCCAUAAGUGAGCAUAAUUUCGAAGCCUAUGUGAACACAUUAACAGAUAUGUACAACAACUCGGAGCACGACUACUCUCCCGAGUGUAAGGCUCUCUUGGAUAAUAUCAAACAGGCUAUAAAGGGAAUCCACGUUUAAGCUGUCAAGCCACCAAGAGGAGGUAUCUUUGAGUUGGGAUAAUGGUAUUGGAUGACUGUGUUUUUCCUGGAGAGUGCAGUGCUGGCUUAGUUGCAUGUAUAAGACAAAGCUUUGGGAAACGUGUCAACAUUUCACAGUUGAAUACAUUGCACUGAGACAAUUACCAGCUGAAAAUAAUUUUUCAUGUUUUUUAACGCUUCUGUAUUCACUUGACAUGUUACUUCUGGUGAGAUUUCUACCCCCCUUGCACUUAAUUAUUUUGUAUGGUUUGCUUGAUUUAAAUCUGUAUUUGUUAUUUUUUGUCAUUGUUAUGUUAUUGCUAUUUAUCAUCUUUAUUCAUCAAUGUAUUUAUUUAAACAUUUUUUAAAUUGUAUUUCUAUGAUUGUAAAAUGCUAAAUAUUUGAAAUCCUUUGACUAAUUGUAUAUUACAUUGAUGCACAUUCCAGUUUUAAUCAUAGCUCUCUUUUGCCGUCUAGUGGUGGUUUAUUUAUAUGUCAGAUCAGAUUCUAAUAAAACAAUUUGGAUCUCCCAUGAAGGUAGAGAACUCUACUAGAAUAAUCCAGAAUCAAUUUUUUUUAAAUUGUUGCUUUCGAUUUCUAUUUAAUAUUCAACCCUGAAUGUAUGGUAAGACAAAAUGAAGACUCAAAAAUGCAAUGCUACUGUACUGUACACUCAUAAUUGAACAAUAUGUUAAAAAGUUGACUGCAAUUGGGGAGUUGCGUUUGGCUCUUAGCAAAAUGCAACAUUGUUUUAUUUCAUUCAAUUAACUGAAUGUCAAAUUCAACUUUGAGUGUGUUGCUAGAAUAGAGCAACUGACAGCACUAAGACAAUUGAUAAAUCCACUUUGACAAGAUAUUGUCUUUCUUUUUCUUAAAUUAUAUAGAUAUUAAACUGCCUUCUGUGCACACACUGUGUGUGCAUAUAUGUGCCUACAUGUAAAUUAAUACAUAAAAUAUACAGUUCUCUGUUUUGUGGUAGGACAGUAUUAUGUGGAUGGUGUGUAAUUUAUUAUACAGUACACUUAUUUUCAAAGGAGAAAAUGUUCUUAAUGACUGUUUAUAUGCCAUUUCAAAUAUUUAAGCAUCGUCUCAGUAGCUGUAAUCUCAAAGUCAGGUCUUGAAGUAUCACAGGUUAAGAAGUGUUAGUGCUUUUUAAAACUUUUUACUUAUUUUCAGCAUGGAAAAAAAUGUCGAGGAAGGUAUUAGAAGAAAGGAACCACCACCAUACAAACAUUUACUCUGAGUUCAACUAUUAUGACACCUUUUAAAAUGUAUGCUCAUUAUUACUGAAUGAUGGUCGGUGGCGUUUCGGUUUCAGUAGUCACACCAAUUUCAAAAUAUCCCCCAAAAGGCACUUGGUGGCGUAAAUAUCACUGCCGGUUCUUUAGGGCCAGCAUGUAUUUUCAACCUGUCAAUCAUUUUGCAAACUGUCAAUCAUUUUGAUUUUCAGUUCAUCACUAUUACCUGAAGCAAAAAGGGACAAACAAACAAUGAUAUUGCUAGUUCUUAACUGUUUGUUUUCAAUUGUUAUGUUUUAUUUAUUCUUAAAUUGAGUUGUGAAUCAGUUGCACUUUCACUUUUUUUCUGUUGUAUUUCAGUUGAGUUCUAUUGCCUGGGGUUCCAGAGAAAGAUGACGCUUUCUUUGUUUGUGAGCAUUGCUCUUGAUGUCACAGUACAAUGUUAUUAUUUUGAAGUUUGCAUGGGUUGAUAGUCCUAUCAAGUUACAAUGAAUUGAGUUUGACUAGGCCUACUACACAUGUCCUGAGGAAGAAUUCGAAGAAGUGCAUAUCUGCAAAACAUAGCCAAAUUAAGGACACUUGUUGAGAAAAAUACUUUCUUUUAUUCAAAUAGUCAACACAUUGUAAAGAAUUGUAAUCUUGAAAAAUGUAAUCAUUUAACAUUUUGUUUAACUUAAUAAUUGUGUUAAUUUAUUUAUAAUUCGUAAUAUUUAAUUCAUAUACCACACAUUGUUUGCUCAGGAAGUUUUGUGAAGAAUAUUUAUUUUCCCUGUUAGUAUUUGAUGUUUUGUCAUGUGAACUGGAUUUUUGUGGAAUUAUAUUAGUAUGAUGAAACUGUAAUGUAUUUUCUUUCCUUUUUCAUUCAAAUGUUAUGCUUUUUCAGUUCAAGUAGUUUGUAAAUCGAAAGUAUUACUUUUGCUAUUUCAUAAGCAGAUAUGCGCUGUGUUGUACAGUUUGUGUAUGGUAGAAAUAAAACUUUUUAAAUGGU